This is a messenger RNA of Paramormyrops kingsleyae, 1654 nucleotides long. It is a transcript of the gene pgrmc1, whose product is annotated as progesterone receptor membrane component 1. The record is from RefSeq and is a predicted model, not a curated record. Lineage: Eukaryota; Metazoa; Chordata; Actinopteri; Osteoglossiformes; Mormyridae. Gene Ontology annotation, cellular component: endomembrane system; endoplasmic reticulum; membrane.
AGUUGAUGUUGGCGUCAGUCGGUGGCGGUGGAUACCUCACACAGGCCUCUCUAGGUUGCAUUAUUAGACACAAAAUGGCUGACGAGGAGUCAAUGCAAACCACGGGGAUUUUGCAGGAGAUCUACACGUCGCCGCUGAAUUUGAGCCUGCUUUUCCUUUGCAUAUUCCUGCUGUAUAAAAUAUUUCGCGGCGACAAGCCUGCAGAAAUGGGGCAGGUAGAAGCUUCUUUGCCAAAACUAAAGAGGGAUUUUACGCUCUCUGAACUACAGGAGUACGACGGAGCGACGAAUCCCAGGAUUCUCAUGGCAGUCAAUGGCAAAGUUUUUGAUGUGACUAGAGGGAAGAAAUUCUACGGUCCAGAGGGUCCGUACGGGGUGUUUGCUGGUCGGGACGCCUCGCGGGGGCUUGCCACGUUCUGCCUGGAUAAGGAAGCCUUAAAGGACACCCAUGAUGACCUGUCGGACCUCAACGCCAUGCAGCAGGAGAGUCUGGGCGAAUGGGAGACUCAGUUUACCCAGAAGUACGACUACGUGGGCAAGCUGCUGAAGCCAGGAGAGGAGCCCACAGAAUACACAGAUGACGAGGACGUCAAGGACAAAAAGGACUGAAACGACAGGCGCAUUUAGAGAGGACAUCCAGAAUCGACAUGCCUUAAUUCCCUGCAGAUAGAAGAUAUUGCAUCACCUUGCAUUACUGGUAUUGCACAACAUACUAAUUGUCACUGUUGUUUAUCCUGCUUGUUUUUGAUCCUUAUGAAUUGCCUUUGAUCUUUUUGAAAUUAGUCUGCAUCACUUGAAUUGUGUGGUCCAGCAUUUGGACUUUGCUGCAGGAUCCCAGAUCGUGCCUGGAUUAUGCGAUGGUAUGACACGUUCCAUGAUUUAUACGGGAACAUUAUUCAUGGUAUGCUUUAUGAUUCCAUUGUUUAUGCAUUUCUAUUGAGGAGACCAGUCUUGUAUUUUUGACCAAGAUUUUUUUUGUUUUUUUUAAGUGUUGUGAAUAAAGAGGGAAUAUAAUUUCAUUCCAUUCCAUUCAAAUCAGGAUUUUUUUUUUUUUGAAACCACACAAAACUUUCGACAUCCAAGCAGUAAUAUUCUGUCUAGCUGCAAUAAGUAAGAGCUUCCUAUUAAAGUGCUGGAGGUUCUGUGUGCAGAAUUAUACAUUUUCCUCUUUCGAGAGGAAAAAAAAAAAAGAUAACGUUCCAGUCAUGUUGGGAACCCCAGGGAAACAUCAGACUUGCAGUAUGGGAGUUAAAAAACAGGUCAUAGUCACAUGCUUUGGACCAUAUUUGCAGUCUGUCUGCAUAUUCUAAUGAAUUUGGUCUAAGCCCAUUGGCUGAAAGUGCUAUUUUUAUGGAUUUCAUAUAGGAACAAGCUUCUUUAUUAUAAACAAUUGCUCUACUCGUAGUAUACAGAAAAGCUUGUAUUUUUUGAACCUGAGUGGCAUCUUGUUCAAGGGAUUAUUUACCGAAUAUGUGUAAAGAGUGCAGGGAAAUACGACCUUUCUGGUCUACGGAGUUGUAUGUUAUUGAGACUCAAGGGAUCCAUUGUUGCCGGUGAUGACGUUUUUCUGUGUAUGCUCACCAUUGGACUGCUUUCUGAAGUUUAAUUUAGAAUUUCAUUGGCAUCCUGUCCAAUAAAAACAUUAAGAAACUAAA